Messenger RNA from Vombatus ursinus (common wombat), 510 nucleotides. RefSeq names its product insulin-like growth factor 1 receptor. The record is from RefSeq and is a predicted model, not a curated record. Gene Ontology annotation, biological process: positive regulation of phosphatidylinositol 3-kinase/protein kinase B signal transduction; regulation of JNK cascade; insulin-like growth factor receptor signaling pathway. NCBI's taxonomy places the organism in Eukaryota, Metazoa, Chordata, Mammalia, Diprotodontia, Vombatidae. Gene Ontology annotation, molecular function: insulin receptor substrate binding; insulin receptor activity. Gene Ontology annotation, cellular component: axon; insulin receptor complex. The transcript has a single exon.
AUGAAAAGGUCCUUUGGGGUUGUCUUCUGGGAGAUUGCACAAUUAGCAGAGCAGCCCUUUCAGGGCAUGUCUAAUGAACAAGUUCUCUAGUUUGUUAUGGAGGGUGGCCUUCUAGAGAAACCAGACAACUGCCCCAAUGUGCUGUUUGAAUUGAUGAGUAUGUGCUGGCAGUACAAUCCCAAAAUAAGACCUUCUUUUCUGGAGACCAUUGGCAGCAUCAAAGCUGAACUGGACCCUGACUUUGAGGGGGUUUCCUUCUUUUACAGUGAAGAAAAUAAACCACCAGACACAGAAGAGCUGGACUUAGAGACUGAGAACAUGGAGAGCAUUCCCAUAGAUCCUUCCUCUACCCUCCAGCCAGUCGACAAACUCUCAGUACACAAAGCUGAGAAUGGGCAUGGUGUGGUGUUCCUCAGGGUCAGCUUUGAUGAAAGGCAGCCUUAUGUGCACACAAGUGGAGGAUGCAAGAAUGAAAGGGUCUUACCUUUUCCCCAGCCCUCCAUCUGCUGA